GUGGGAAACACCGUUACAGGAGUUUAGAAAGCUGGAAAACUGCCGAUAACGUUUGCCUUCUGUCCAACCCGCUACAAUACAGCUUUGAUAAGAGUAAACAUUUAGCUUUGUGUAUAUACGCGAAAUAAAAUUAAUAUAAACCGUCUGAGCUAUUGAACAGUUUAAGUGUGUGUAUGUGACAUAAACAUUGAUAUACAUUUCAGCAUAACAACUUUUGCAGCCACAUGCAUUUGUGUGUGGAAAGGGAGACCAUUUAUAUCUUUGAGUUGACUGAAAGCCAGCAAAGGGGUUUUAUUUAAACAGGUUUUCAAACAGUAAAUAAGCACUUUCUAAAGCUAACAGCGUGCUUGAGAGUUUUCUGAUAGACGUUGAAGGUUUAAAGAGACAUUGUUAAACCAUAUACCCGCCGUGUUCGGUUGUCGUUAUUUUGGCUACGGUAAAAUCCGUUAACAUUUCAACAGGAAAGCUGGAUCAUGUGCCUUUAUGAACAAUACGUGUUUCUUAUUUAAUCUUCUGACAAGAGCCUCAAGUUGAUAAAUUAAGGGUAAAUAUACAUUUUGAGUACUUUACGAUUUUUUUUUAUGAAUCUCGUCAUCGAAGAUCGCCAGAAUCAGACAAUUGAGUCAUUUCUUUCUAAAACCUCGUACGAUGUUUAUUGUUGUUGACAAUUGUUACCUGUAAACAAGUUAAUACUAAAUGCAGACUUGAUAUUUUUUAGUCAAUUUCCGGAGAAAAACACAAGUACGACCACAUAUUUUUAUUCAGGAUACGGAUGGAAUGCUACUUCUUCCUUUAAAAUGAUGAAUUUUUAAAUCUUGAGAUCCAAGAGUUCACAACUGAACGGUACUGGAAUCUCUCAAUUAUUUUUUGGAAAGUGAAAUAUAUAACCGAGAUUAUCUGUCGCCGCUCAGGACGUGAAGAAGAAAAGUGAGUGCCAAAAAGAUACCAAAAAUUAUGUAGCUAUCAGACGAAACGUCGAGGUGAGUUCAGGACCGUUAAUGACAACUGAUUUGUUUGAGAAUUCGUUUCACGGAUGACCCUAUUUUAAUAGUGUACGUGAUAUAUUAUUGUUGUGAGGAUUUCGGAUAACGUACAUAGAGAUAUCGUAUAGAAGUUACGGUUUAGGAAAACUACAGACAGAAUGGUGAAACGGAUGUGGAAGUUCAAGUCUAUGGAGGAAGUGAAUACAGCCGUCAAUAUGGCUCUGAAGACAACCAUGUUUAAUGAGAGGUGUCGUCGAUGGGAAAAGGUGAUUGGUGGAUAUCGACAUUUGUUGUGGAUGAUAGAUCGAAAACAUUUCCCCGAAGACUACGAACCGCCAGCCACCAUCCAAAUGUUUAUGUACGAGAUGUACUAUCAUUUGGCAGUGGCUUACCAACACGUUGGUAAACAUAAACAAGCGAUCACCGAGCUCACCAACGCCAUAGAUAUAGUCUCGAUACCAAAGAAUGGUUGUUUGGCCGGCUGUAUGACCAACUCUUGCCUCAUGACACCUAUUUAUGCACGGCGAGCGUUCGCACACGCAAAGUCAGGGGGUAUGGUUUUGGCUAAGAAGGAUGCCGAGAAGACCGUUGUAUUAGACAGCAGAAACCCGGAUGUUUACUGCAUACGGGCUCUUGUACACAGCGCCAAUGACAACGAGAGACAUGCUAAAAAGGAUCUGGAACUGGCCUUGAACUUUAACCCCACACACAAUUGUACUCUCAUGCUAUUGAAAGCAUUGAACAUGGCAGAGAUAUCACCGUUCCAACACCUACAACAGAUAAUUAAGCAUGGCGCUGAUCCCAACUCCUAUACGAACGUAAAUAGCUUCACACAUCCAUGUAUGGUGGAAUUCUUCGAUAAGAUGUUGUUUGGUCUCAGUUUGCCACACACAGUCACUCAGGUAGAUCUAACACCAGAUAAGCCAAGCAAGAAGUCGAUGGAAAACGAGGCUUUGAAUCGGUCCCAAGAUUCCCGCCCUUCCUCGAGUCGUUCCCAGGUGGAACCAUUCCGCUGUGGGACCCCUGUGACGUCAGAACAAAACAAGAGUUCGCUGAGACGCCGGAAGGACUAUGGCGCAGCCCUUCGAAAACACCUUGCUCGGCCUGAAACAUCUGCAGAUUUCUUUGAAAAUUUUAAAAAAGAAAGGCGGUUGAAGGCUAUUCAAGACGACAUACAGCGAAGAGCAGCAUCCGCUGACGCUAGGUCACGUGUUCAGACGUCAUCGUCGAAAAGGUCACAUGAACCUAGAGUACCAGCAGCAACCAAAACAACGAAUUUUGAACCUCAGGUGGUGAAAACAGAUAGGAACAAUAAAGAAAAAGAGGAAUUAGAGGGCAGCAGCAAAAAGAAUGCAUUUAUAAUGAAUAUGCCUACAUCAUAUACAAUACCAGUGUUUCAAGCCACGAACAUCAAAGAAGCCCCUAGAAUGUAUUAUAAACCUUGGAAAGGCGACAAACUACCUGUAGCCGAGUUAAUCAGGAGACAAGCAACGCCGGUGUUUUACUAGACAGUAUACUCUUUACUCCACGAACGUACGUCUAUGUUAACUUUAUUGAUAAACUAAACAAUGAACAACCUCUUUAUCCGGAUAUCGCUUAGACAGAAAUCUCGUUAUCCAGGUUAUUGAUUGGAAUUACAUGUAUUAGUAUUUUGAUGAUAACUUCUUUAUCAAAUCGAGUUAAUUGUUUAGAAAUUAAAGAAUGCCCCGCGAUCUAUAACUGUAUCUAAUAUAAAAAAAAAAAUGAAAAAAGAAAAAUACAAAAAACAAACAACUAUGUAAUCUAAUAUGAGUGUACAGUAUUAGACAUUUUGCUUUUAUUAAAGCACCUAAAAUAUUUCAAAAUUCCACAAGAUUAAUUGUUGUGGUAACUCUUAUGCCUGCAACUUUCGGACCAUUAAAGACAUGAAUUACA
Molecule: messenger RNA, 2897 nt
Organism: Pecten maximus
Lineage: Eukaryota; Metazoa; Mollusca; Bivalvia; Pectinida; Pectinidae
Exons: 14
Coding region: 1142-2491 (449 amino acids)
Molecular function (GO): protein binding
Source: RefSeq, a predicted model, not a curated record